GAAAUCAGAGCAGCUAACUUAGCUGCUCAUUGCUCGUUUUUGAGUGCCAUGAUGCAAGAAUUGGCUUGCGUUUUGGCUGUGCGUAAUGUAUCACGUCAAGCUGCCAUUGAAGCAGUGGAAAGAGCCUUCUCUAGAUGUUAUAAUGAUUUGGAGCCUAUUGGGCGCCGCAUUAGGCGUAAUUCUCCUGAUCAGCAUAGAGCUUAUCAAGAAUUCAACAGGUCUUUGUAAAAAAGCCAACGA
Molecule: messenger RNA, 240 nt
Organism: Glossina fuscipes
Lineage: Eukaryota; Metazoa; Arthropoda; Insecta; Diptera; Glossinidae
Product: mitochondrial inner membrane protease ATP23 homolog
Exons: 2
Coding region: 49-228 (59 amino acids)
Source: RefSeq, a predicted model, not a curated record